UGCAGCGGCCGCCGGAGCCCGUCGCAGCCCCAGCCCAGCGAUGAGGGGCAUCCCGGGCUUCAAGCGGCUGCGGCUCAAAAUCUGGCGGCGAUGCGCCCUGCUGCUGCUCCUCCUCUGGGCUGCCUGCUGGGUGCUGGUGAGCGCUGCGCUGUUCCUCCUCCACAGGAGCGUCUUCUCCGAGAGCUGCACGGACGAGAAAAGCCACCGCAUCCUGGCCAGGCUGGGGUAUGGUUCUGCUAUGAAUAUUCUGCUCUUUCACUCCAGUGCCUCGACUACAGCAGUGGAGCCCUGACUGGGGACCUCUGUGAAGACCUGUGUGUGGCACAGAAGCUGGUGUACAAACACUGCCUCUACUAUGACAGAGGUAAGAAGGUCAUCCAGGCUGAUUGGAGAGGCCAGCCCAUCAUACUGAAAUCCAAAAAAGAAAGCUUUUCAAGCUACCAGCACCUCAGUAUGCUAGAGGAGGUGGAAACACAGGAUAUCCCCGAAACAGAGCUUCUGCUUAUGGUAGCUUUGGAGGUCAAAAAUGCCCUGGGGCUAGAACUGUCUAACAAUACCAUGGGGCCCCUGUGGACAAGGAAGAAGGGACCACGUUGGAAAGCACAGGUGGCCAGCAUGUGGUCCUUGCUCCAGCAGGAAGAAUAUAUCUACUUCAGUUUGCUGCAGGACUUCAGCAAACAUGUGCUACGAAUUAUUGGCUCUUGUGGACACUUUUAUGCUGUGGAGUAUCUCACAGCUGGGCAUGCCUGGCACAAAACUCUUUUUCCCUUGGAAAACGUGAUGGGCCCCUCCCUUAGUGGCCACAGGAGCAGGGUGAGAGCCAUCAUUGACAUUGCACUCAGCUUUCUGGACAUGGUGCAGCACUUUGAUAACGAUUUCUCUCACCGCCUUCACCUGUGCGACAUCAAACCAGAAAACUUCGCUAUCAGGCAUGACCUCACGGUGGUGGCCAUUGAUGUGGAUAUGGCCUUUUUUGAACCCAAAAUGAGAGACAUCCUGGAACAGAAGUGCACAGGAGACGAAGAUUGUAAUUUCUUUGAUUGCUUUUCAAAAUGCAAUAUGAAAAUCAGAAAAUGUGGAGCACAGAGAGCCAAUAACAACUUGCAAGUCAUUUGUGACAAGAUAUUCCGCCGCUGGUUUUCCCCCAGUCUCAGAGGAGCGCUGGUCUCCCUGCCCCUGCAGCUGCAGCUGCAGAAAGCCGUGCAGGAGUGUGCUCAGCCGGGGCUCACGGGUGCCACGGGGCACCAGGGGGCUCUGAAAUCCCUCUCGGAGCUCUACCACCUGCUGAGGGUCACCCAGCGGGAGCUGCAAGGGCCAGAGUAGGCACAAAGGGCAGCGCAUCCUGCACGGGCCACACCCCAUCUCUCUGCCACCCUCCUAACCCCGGAUUUUACAGCACAGAGAUUGCUUUUCUGCUAUGCAAAUGAAGUUCAUAGCUGCAGGUGCAGCACGUCAUGAUGAUACCCUCUAAAAUGUUAAAUUGCUUUACACGGAUUGUGUUCUUGCUUGUUCUCCUGAGGAAGCACUGCCCCUCUCCAUCAGCAUACAGCACAUCCUUCUGGGCUGCAGUCGCUGCUUAGAUAGCAUCUGUCUG
Molecule: messenger RNA, 1594 nt
Organism: Melozone crissalis (California towhee)
Lineage: Eukaryota; Metazoa; Chordata; Aves; Passeriformes; Passerellidae
Gene: DIPK1C
Product: divergent protein kinase domain 1C
Exons: 4
Coding region: 91-1323 (410 amino acids)
Source: RefSeq, a predicted model, not a curated record